CUCCGAUUGGCCCGCGCUCACAGGACGCACCCACCCCGCCCGCUGCUGCCACGGUCAGCGCCAUCAGCCCAGUGCCAUCUGGACCUCCGAGUGUGAUGUCACCCCGCCCCUAGGGUCGCCACGGAGAAGGCACGUCACAUGCACUAGAUGAUGUUUAAUCGACGAAUUGGAAACAUCCGCGAGAUCCUUAAAAGACGCCCCACUAUGAAUAUUAUUCAGUGAGCCUACAGAUCUCUCAGUUGGAGCAAUGUAUUCGUCGUGCGCGUUCGUUCUGGCGUUAUGUGUAGCCAUUGCAGCUUCAUUAAACUCCGAGCAAAGUAAUGAUAUUGGGGACGAUGACGUUCCACGAGAAAUCAAUCUAUCGAGCAGAAACUUGACGGCGUUGCCGACUGUUCAUGACAUUAAUCCGCUUGUAAAAGUGUUGAACAUGUCUAUGAAUCGUAUUGCAAAUGCAACGGAUGAGUUGAGAUCGUUUACUCGCUUGGAAGUUCUGAUCCUUCGGUUCAACAACUUCACACACCUACGUUUCCUGCCAGAGCCUUGUGGUUUGCGUCGUCUAGACGCUUCCCGCAAUAACAUAUCCAGUCUAGAGGGGCCUCUUGCUACCUGCUCGCUCUUGGAAUCCCUCAACCUCACGGCCAACAACCUCAAGUCCCUGCCCGACGGGGUGUUCUCGAACAUGAAUCGCCUGAAAGUGCUGUACCUCGCGGGGAACGGGCUGACCAAUCUGCCGCAAGGAGUGUUUAGAGGGCUUAGGAACCUGGAGCGGCUUCGCCUCAACGGCAACAGGCUGCGAGAAGUACGCAGAGAUUUAUUUCAUGGGCUAAACGAGCUUCGGUACUUGGAUUUUUCACUCAACAAUUUGACUUCUCUUCCUCUGCUGGAAGACUGCUGCAAAUGGCUGCAAGGUGCCUAUUUUAAGAACAACAGCAUCGUGGAGGCGAGCGAGGCGGCGAUGCGCGCCUUCCUGCGCGGCAACUCGUCCACGGACCGCGACAUGACCGGCAACCCGCUGCGGCCCGAGGCACUGCGCUGGACGGCGCGCGACCCCGACCUGCGGCUGCUCGUGCACGACGACUUGUGCCACUGCGGCCUGCUGCACCACGUGCUCUCGCGCGCCUCGCUCAUCCUGUGCGUGCGCGUGCGCUGCGGUGCCGCCGCCGGCGCCGCCUUCCCCAACUGGGUGGCGGCCGUCAAGGCCCUCGACGCCCACGCCCCCGCUGCCGCGACGUGAGCGCCGCCACCGCAACGACGCCGGGGGCGGGGACGCCACCAGAGAAACGAUUUCCGACGCCAUUGAGUCAAUGCAAACGUGGCUGUCCGGGAGACGAAAGUGGUUCGACAUUUUGCCCUGACGAAGGCCGCAGUAAGAUGGCCGAAACGUUGGAAACUAUGCGUAGGACGCGUGUCUCCCGGACAGCCAAGUUUCUACGAUUGAUGUAGUUUUAAAGAAAUGAAGAUUUUGUAGCCUAUAUAUUUGUGUCCAUUUGAAGUCAGGAGAAGAGCCUUUUUUAUUUUAACUUGAUUUAGGCUUCAUUAUGUAAUAACCACAUAUUUUGGCCCAAAAAUGUAUAACAUAUAGUAUUAUUCUGAUUAAUGUUACGACAAUAAUAUAUUUUAUUCUAAAAUAGCGUUACUUUUUGUUUUACUAUUACCAAAUUAGUAUGUGUCUAAUGAUUAGUGACAAGAUAGAUUUAAGAAAAACAAACUUGGCUUUUUAAAGAAGAAAUUGUGCAUUCAUAACCAACGAAUCUCUUCAGAAAAUGUACAAACCAUAAUUAUUAUGCAUUAUUUUAAGAACUGAUUUUAAAAAUAAAUUCUCUUAGUUUAAAAAUAUUGUUAACAGUGUGCUUGAUAAUCUGAUCACCAAUUCAGUUUUCAUUUUAAACUCUGCAUUUUCAGAUAAAUUAGUGAAUAACGGCUCCUCACUCCUCACACGUAUUUCACUGAAUACGUUUCUCUGAAUACUACAUGCUUAAUGCCAAGGAAAUAACAGGAAAAUAAUAAAAUUUUUUGAAUCUAUCUUUUUUAAAAUGCUGUAUGUUCGUGUGAAGUGUGUUCGUAGAAAGACAUCUUUGUGUUAAAACAGAUUGUGAAAGCUAGGGAAUUACUUCGGAGAACACACAAUCCAUGUAAGUAAUGAAAAGGAAUAAUUGGUUUAUAUUUUUCUAAAGGUGAAAAAGUCAAAGAAGAUGAAGUACUUAGCAGUGCAUGGUUAGAUCAAAUAACAAAUAGAAACAUAUCUUAAAAAAACCCUGAAGAUUUCAAAUUAAACAAAAUAUUAAGUACUUGAUCCCUCAAAAGUACAUGUAGUUAAUGUGAUUUAAAAUCCUUUUUAAUGCACUGAUAUAUGGUUUUGUUGAUGUUGUGUAACAAUACACAUUCAUAUUUAUAAUAUUUGAGUAUUUUUCUUCAGCCUUACUUUAGUAUUUUAGUCCAAAACCUUAAAUGUGAAUGGUGCCAGGUAUUAAUGUAUUUGUGCAAAAAGAAAGGUAUAUAAUUAGCUGGGCACAGGGGAACUUUCCACCCUGUGAAAAUUACCACUUUAUGAGUGAAAAAUAUUAUAAAUACUAGGAAUUUAUACAAUUGGUGGAUAUAAUUCCAACAAGUUUUUCUGAGUCCUUAUUUUGCUAGAUGCGAGAAAAUUGGGGAUUUGGUUAUUCAACUCCAAUAGCACUAUCAAAUCAACUUCGUAACUCAAGCAAAUAGAUUCAAUGUAAAAGGUAUAAAAAAAUAGUUUCAUGAACUGUUUCUUAUAAAAUAAACACAAAACGCUAAAUCGUAUAUUUUAUUAAUAACUUAAGUGUGAUGGCAAAGGAGAGAUGGUAGAGAUUUUAGAGCAAAAAUUCAUGGGCCUACAAUAUUACUCUUGUAAGUUGAAUUUUGAUUCCGCUAAUAAUGUCUAUAGGCUAAUAAUAUACAUAGCUUUUUAUUCUCUAAUAUAAACGGCCAUAUUCUACUCCCAUUCAUAAUACUUAAACAAUUCUGGGUUAUUAGUACGAGUAAUAUUAUAUUUAAUUUUAUAAUCCGUUUAGCCAAUUUGACUCGCUUUGGUUGCAGAGCAACGUCAAAGCAAUACUACUUAACUAAAGGAAAUAUAAAAUAUACCCCACACAUUUUACCUUUCACUUUUGAAUUCCAAAUAGUUCAUGCUCUAAACACCUCUGAAUUACAUUAAAAAAAUACAGAGAUACCAGAAGUGCCUACAUUUAAGAACAAUAUUGUCAUUUACUCAUUUUUUGUUACAUUUGUUACGUUUACUAUUUUUUUCUUAAUUUCAUCGUGUUGUAGGAACGACUUCCUAAUACAUAAAAAUCAUUUUCCUGAGUACGAGAUUUUAACUUUUGCCAUCACCAUUUACAUCAUUUCGACCAGAAGAAUAGUUGAAAAUGGAGAACGUAUAGGAUUGACAGUUUAUCCAAAUGUAUCAACACGCGGGAGCAUCUGUAUUUGUAACUAUAUUCUCAUUGCUUCUAGCAGGUAUUUACUCCACUUUUCGAUACGUAAAUUUUGUUACAACUAUAAUUAAUAUAAGUACCUCAUUUAAUACGCUCAUAUUUGAAUGUGGCGAGGACUUCCUCGUUCCAAAAGUAUAGGGAGAAAAGGAACAAGGAGAAAUUGAGAAAAAUAACAUUUUCUAUAAUCACUUUUAUGAGGCUAACUAUUAUGCAGAAUUAUAUUAUCCACAAUAAUCAUUCAAUAAAAGGGAGAUUUGAAACAUUAAAAAAAUAUUUCAAGAUUUGUAUUUGACAGAAUUUAUAACCCUUCUCUCUUCUAUUUUCAUGAAUGUUGGAGUCGAAGAAAACCUCAUUCUGAAAACAGCGACACCUAAUGCACGUUUUCCUUGUACUGGUUCAAGAACUUCUCAUUGUGUACCAAAAGAAAACAUUUAUACAAUCCACAAAUACAACAGGGAAGUUAGUUCUACCCCAUUCAUUGCUUUCAAGCUAUAAUUCUCUCAGUCGUGGUCGACGUGGGCUUGAAGAAUGUUUCAAGGCUGGCUUCCCUAAAAAUAAGUAAAUUAUUUUCGUACUAACUGUCACCAUUACUUAUUAAUUGCAUAGUCACGCCCGGGAGAAUCAUUUAAUAGUUUGAACAUGUAUUAUCGGUGUCCUGGGAGCUGUUAUUUCGAAAUGUAAUAAUUUUUUUAUGGUAAGAGAAACUUUUUUAUGCUUAAUAUUUUCUGAGGUCUUGUCAUCUUCCUACAAAAGUGACAAGACUUCAGAAUUAAUGCGGACUUUUAUUUGCUAAUGUGGAUAAACAGUUUGACUGAGAACGGUUGAACUGAGAUGAGGUCAGAAAUGCAGAACAUUCAUUACAGAACAACUGAUUGCCCUUAUUAUAAGCAUCUUGAUAGAAGAAUGUCUUUGUUAAGGUUCAUUGUUGGGAAUAUUGCAGGACACAGAAGAAAUAUGCUCGAUUUUAUCAAGCAUUCGACGUAACAGUAAAAUUCAUUAUCAUCAAAUUUAAAUAUAUUUUCCAUUUUCUCACGAUGUAUGGUGUACCAAACGUAUUUUUGGAAUUCCCACUGCAAUCGGAUUGGGUAUCGUAUGAAG
This is a messenger RNA of Gryllus bimaculatus (two-spotted cricket), 4556 nucleotides long. The record is from the annotation of a GenBank genome assembly. Lineage: Eukaryota; Metazoa; Arthropoda; Insecta; Orthoptera; Gryllidae.